Molecule: messenger RNA, 633 nt
Organism: Triticum dicoccoides
Lineage: Eukaryota; Viridiplantae; Streptophyta; Magnoliopsida; Poales; Poaceae
Product: dirigent protein 5-like
Exons: 2
Coding region: 1-633 (210 amino acids)
Source: RefSeq, a predicted model, not a curated record
AUGGCUAGUCCAUACGGCAUCUUUGUUUGUCUACUCAUAGUGCUACCUCAAAUCCAGGCCGCUUCUAUCCCCUACAAUGGGACUGUACCUCUUCAGGGGUGUCAGAUCCCUUGUAUGACCGAAGUUAACUUGCACUUGUUCUUGCACCAAUUCGUCGAUGGACCAAACCAGCCAAACCGCAAUGAGGAAACCUUGCUCCAAACAAGUUUUCCUUUUGGGUUUGGGACGACGAUAGUUCAUGACUGGACUCUUACCGAGACAAUAAAUUCCAAAGAUACAGUUGUUGCACGUGCACAAGGCGUGCAUGUCCAGGCUGGUUUAACCAAGGAUAAUAGAUGGUACAUGACUCAUAACAUAGAGUUUGAGCAAGGAAGGUUUGCAGGGUCUACCCUUCAGGUGAUUGGCAUAACAGCGGGUUUGGAAAGUGGCCAGUGGUCCAUUGUUGGUGGGACUGGUCAAUUCAUUAUGGCACAGGGUAUAAUAAGUUUCACAAAUCAUCCUGCCUCUACUUGGGAAGAUGGUAUUAAAGAACUUAAUAUCCGUGUACGCUACACGAAUCCGCAACCUGUAAGAAUAAUUCUCAAAAGUUUGUAUCCAAAUUGUAAUGUUCUACUUUUUGAAGGGAAACAAUAG